Messenger RNA from Ilex paraguariensis (yerba mate), 564 nucleotides. Lineage: Eukaryota; Viridiplantae; Streptophyta; Magnoliopsida; Aquifoliales; Aquifoliaceae. The record is from the annotation of a GenBank genome assembly.
AUGAAACCUGUGGAAAAGCUGCGAAACUUCGCACUUCACAAAAGCGAUGCGAAGGAGAAGAAAGAACAUCAACCUUCAGCGCAUUUGGAUGGGGUUGCUCAGGUGGCUUAUUGUGUUGUUAUCUCCGACGACUACUGUGUUCUAAUUGGAAAGUCAUAUGUUCAGUUUCAGACUCUUCACCGAUAUAAUGUUCUCACAUCCCUUGCAACAAUGGUUGUUUUUGCAGUUAGAUCAGGUGGAUGCUCCAUUUCCUCGAGCUUCAAAGUCAGAGGAUGCAGUGAUAAAUCUUGGCAGAAACCAGGGGGAAGGUUCUCAGGCAGCAGUGUCGGGUGGGCAGCCAUUCUUCUCCAGUAUUUGCAUUUUGCAGAGAAGUUUAAUUUGAUCCGGCUGAAAGGACAAGAGAAAUGCGACCAUCCACGACGAAGUUUCACACAUGUGCUACCUACUCCAGCUGAUGCAAAACGUCCAAAUUCAAGAAUAAACACUGCUGUCAUCCAAUCAAAUCCUACUAGCCUUGGUGGAAGCAGCCGGAAUUUAUGGGAAUUCAUCCCCACUGGACACUGA